This is a messenger RNA of Aegilops tauschii subsp. strangulata, 1141 nucleotides long. RefSeq lists its product as uncharacterized. The record is from RefSeq and is a predicted model, not a curated record. NCBI's taxonomy places the organism in Eukaryota, Viridiplantae, Streptophyta, Magnoliopsida, Poales, Poaceae.
UGCCCCUCCCCGUUUCCCCACUCCCCCUCCUUCCCCAGCGAGCCUUCUUCCACUCCACUUCCUCGGUUUCCUCCGGGCGAGCCUCCAAAAUCCAAGGUCGGGCUAGGGUUUUUGCGCAGCGCGCGCCAAUUCCUGCGAUUUCCAGGGUUCUAGUUCUACCCCCGCCGGCAGUUCCAGCUUCGCAUCUCGGUGGGAGUAUAACUGCUCGAGCAAGCAAGCGCGAUCCAGCGACGCCGCCGGACCGUCCGAGGAAAUGCAGGCUCCGCGGGCUCCAGUCCUCGUGCAAAACGAGAACUUGCCCAUCUUCCGAGGCGUUGAUGGGAAGAAGGCCGGGGUGGCGCGCGGGCCUGCCGCGAGGGCGGGGCGGAGAGCCCUGGGAGACCUCGGCAGAGCCGGCAAAGCUCCGCCGGCCGGCGCCGCCGGGAAGGCCGCCGCCGCAGCAGCAGCAGUGAGCGUGCAGGGGUUGAAGGGCGUUGCGAAACCGAGCUCUCUGAGCGACGGGGACUGGGUGAAAUGCUGCGAGUGGGCUAAGGGUGGCAUUGAGACUGCGAGUUUCACCGGGAAUGAUAUGCAGAGACUGAUGGCCGAUGAGCAAGAAGAGCGCAUACGAAAGAAGGUGGAGAAGGCAAUGGCCACUUUGCAAGUCUCCAUGAACAGUAUUUAUGACAUCAAUGUACCAUCGAAGAUAUCCCUGGACGAUCCAGAUGAUGAAACAACAUUGGAGCUUGAUCCUGAGUUCCUUCCUCCAACGGCGUACUUAAGCUCAAGACUAGGUGAGCAUGAUGGCAACUAUCUCCUUUCUGAUUUGGAAUUUGAGCAUGACCCUUUUUCUGGUUGCAAUUUUGACCUGAAGCUCAAGGAUGACUACUGAAAUGAUAGUUUGUCUAGAUCAACAGUAUUACUCUGUUGAGGUUUCAUCGUUCAGUGACUCAGUGUACUGGUUAUAUUGUCCAACUGUUGUAGUACAGUACAUCUAGUUAUACUGCAAGGUAUCUGUUGUUGGUAUGCCUUAUCUUAUGUUGUCCAGAUUAGGCAGCCAUCAUACUUGCAAUCCGUAUGUGCCCCGUGUUGUUAGGCUGUCCUGGUUGUAUUAUGAUGUAACGCUAAUGGUAAAUUAAUAAUUGUUAUCACUUCCUAUUUA